Austrofundulus limnaeus is the source of this 8298-nucleotide messenger RNA. RefSeq names its product HIVEP zinc finger 1 (gene hivep1). Gene Ontology annotation, biological process: regulation of transcription by RNA polymerase II. Gene Ontology annotation, molecular function: zinc ion binding; DNA-binding transcription factor activity, RNA polymerase II-specific; RNA polymerase II cis-regulatory region sequence-specific DNA binding. The record is from RefSeq and is a predicted model, not a curated record. NCBI's taxonomy places the organism in Eukaryota, Metazoa, Chordata, Actinopteri, Cyprinodontiformes, Rivulidae. Gene Ontology annotation, cellular component: nucleus.
ACGAGCCCCGCGCCGCCCCGCGCCGCGUCUCCGGGGAGGAGCGGCUCUGUCGGCGCGCUGCAGCCGGACUCGGUGCUCCGCUUUCAGGCUGCCGUGAACUCCGAGGGCCGCCUGUGCUCGCGUGCAGCCCCCCCGCGCGCGGGGGGGGGUCCGUCGGGUUCUGCUUUUGGACUUUAGAGGACCGUAGGUGAGUCCCGAGCGCGUUCACGUGGUUUCGGUAUUGGUGCGCGCGCGCUGGAGGUUUUGGUGGGUCGGGUCCGGGUCGCGCUGUUUGCAGAGACAGAGAGGGGUUUUCCCUGACUCCUCCCCCUCCUACAGGGCGUUCACGUGUUGCAACAGCCGCCGCUCUGCCCGCGCAGCCGUUCCGGUUCGGUUCGGUUCGGCUCGGUGUCAGGCCCGGUUCUUCCCGCAGAUCCUCCUCCCUCACGCAGCGGAGCCUCGGCAGGUGCGCUUCACCUGGUCAGGACGCAGCGUUCCCUCCAAGACAGGCGCGCGUGGACUGCUGCAGAUGCACCCGGGAGCCGAGGCGGAACCAUGCCGCGCACCAAGCAGAACCACCCCAAGAACCUGAAAGGUGUGGACAGUGGACAUCGGGUCGAGGACAGCAUAAAAGGCCUGAAGAGGAAAAAGUUUGUUGCAGAAAAUCAGCUAAAGAAAAUCCCCAAAUCUCCAGUUAAGAAGCCCCUGCAGUCUAAACCAUGUGAAGCUGCUCGUCACGACUCUUCCUCCAAAGAAACCACCACUUCCUGCUCUUCUUCCUCCAACAGCCCCGCCCACUGUCCUCCAUCCUCACCCAGCAGGAAGGAAGAUGCUCAGCGUGUCCAAACAGCUGCUCCCGUCGAGGGGUCCUGCUCUCCGGCCGAUGGAAGGCUGAAGCUGGAGAACUCUGCUGGGUUUCAUGAGGAGAGCUCCCGGGUCGCAGAGACAGAACCUAAAGACGGGACGAGUCCAGAACGCAGUUUCGAGGGCAGCGCUGCUCUGGAUGUUCUUCUGAAGGCCAUGGAGCCGGACUUCAGCACGCUGACAGAGAGGAAACCCUCCCUGCAGGCUGCAGCCAUCAGUAAACCAGCUACUCCUCUCCGCCUGCAGCCCAUCAGGGAGGUCAGCCUGCAGACCCAACACCCCAACAUGCAGACCUAUUACAUCGACAAACAAGGGAACUUCAUUAGCGUUGCAGCGACUUUGCAGGGAAACUUGCAGAGCACACAGGGUCCUCCUCCCUGCACCGCGCCGCAGUUCCUGCCUGAAAAGCCCAGUUUGCACCUGAACUUUAACGCUGGACCGUCGGCACCUUUGGGCUCCAACACUUUGCCCCAAAGCCAGCCACCGGUAGUUCACACAUGUCAGUCCCUGUCUGCCAGUGUUCCCAGCACCGUGCAGGUCCCGGUGACUCCAGGAGGAAACCAGGUGCAGAUGACCACCGUCAUGAACUUUGGUGCUGAGCAGCUCUCCAAGGACCAAAAGCCCAAAAAGCCAGGGAAGUAUGUGUGUGAGUACUGCAGCCGGGCAUGUGCCAAACCCAGCGUGCUGCUGAAGCACAUCAGGUCUCACACCGGAGAGAGACCCUAUCCCUGCGUCACCUGUGGCUUCUCCUUCAAGACCAAGAGCAACCUCUACAAGCACAAGAAAUCCCACGCUCACGCCAUAAAGCUGGGGCUCAUCGCGCGCUCCGAGUCCGGAGGGGGGUCGUUGUCCCAGGAGUUGGACCGGGCUGCCAGCACUCACUCAGAGGCCGAUGAGAGCGGUGACAGCGACGAGGAAGGGAGCGCCGCGGACCUGGAUCCGGACUCCUCACAGAGCAGCACAGCAGCUGAAAACAGGAGUGCAGGAACGGUCCUCACAGAGGCCGAGUCCGUCAAUUCCUCCCCGGUUCAAAGGACCCACGAGCCUAAAGCCCCUGCUGCUCUUCCAAAAGUUGUCGUGUACCCGGUUAACGUGUCGCCUCUGAGGGCCGACAGUCCAAGAGUUACCGGCGCCGCACCCGAGCAAGCUGCUGCUCAGAGGCAGCGGGAGUUCCAGACCUCCRGUCUGAGACAGAACAACACGGUGCUGUCCUCUCUCAAGGAGGUGGACGACACAAACCCCUCGCUGGAYGCUGCGAGUGAGGAUGAGGACCAGCAGUGUAAGUCUCCUCUGCUGGGCGGACAUGCUCAGCUCCAGAGACAACAAGCCACGGACUUCUCUCAGCAGCAGCAGCCCAAGUGUCUGCUCAGUCCUCGCAGUCUGGGUAGCACAGAUUCAGGGUACUUCUCUCGCUCUGAAAGUGCCGAUCAGGCCAUGAGCCCCUCGAGUCCCUUCGUAAAGAUAACUCCACCGGUAGACGCCGAUGUGGUGAAGAGCAUCCCUCCCAGCGUGGCUCCGGUGGUUGCAACAGUGAUGCAUGUAGCGGCGAAACAAAAGACACGUCCGACAGAGAAACCGAUGCGACCGCCACUGGAGGCCAGCGCGCGCUCUCUGGAGGAGCACAUUUCAAAGCUGAUCUCCGACAACGAGGCGGUGGUGGACAACAAGCAGCUGGACAGCGUAAAGCCACGGAGGACAUCCCUCUCCAGGAGAGGCAGCAUAGACUCCCCUAAGUCAUACAUUUUCAAAGACUCCUUUCAGUUUGACCUGAAACCCAUGGGGAGGCGGUCCAGUUCCAGUUCAGACAUCCCCAAGUCCCCGUUCACCCCCACAGACAAGUCGAAGCCCGUGUUCCUGCUCUCGGUUCCCGCUCAGUACCCACCCAUGGACUGCCUGCCCAUAACCCGGAGCAACUCGAUGCCCACAACCCCCGGAAACUCGGCUCUGCCCAUCAACGUCCCUCCCCUCCCCCACCCCCUCCGGGUUUGUCAAUCAUUUGAUGAGAAGAUCGGCUCCCUGAAUGACGAAGUGUUCUCAUCGGCCCCACCGACUCCAAACCCRGCCGUCCACUCUCGGACUCUGGUCCGACAAGUAGCAGUGGAGGACUUCUCCACGAGCGAGAGCCAUGGCCUCCCGACGGUCCGCUCCAUGGAUGAGAGCCAUCACGGGCCGAGCGGCGCYGCUGAGCAGGUGCAGAGGAGCAAGUCGUUCGAACACGGCCAGGACCGAAACAAGAAACCUCAGCAAAACAAAGGCACCAUGUACGAGUGCGAAACCUGCCGGAACCGGUACCGCAAGUGGGAGAACUUUGAAGCUCACAAGAAGUUCUACUGCUCUGAGCUUCGCGCUCCUAAGAACAGGCCGGUGGCUGCGAAGGAAACGGACCAGGAGGUCUUUCACAUCAGUGUUCAGCAGUCCGUCUUUCAGAGACCAGCAGCUGGUCCGGGGACACUGGACCAGCACUCGUCCAUCAGGAAGAGGAGGAAAAUGAAAAGCGUUGGCGACGAGGAUGAUCAGUCUCCAACUGACACCAUUCCACCAUGCUCCGUUAGCUUUGAGUCACCCAUCGCUCCAACAAACAGAACCUUUCCACAGCAUGCUCUGCUGGUGGACGUCCAGCCCAAAAACAACCAGUCAAAGCUGCCACAGAUCCAACUCGUUGCUCGAGGGAUGAAUACUGAGGAGUCCAGGCUGUCGUUGAUCAGGGAGACUCAGGUCAGCAACUCGGUGAAGGGAGACCUGCAGCGGCAGGGCAGCGGCACUUCAGUGAUCAGACACACCAACUCCCUCAGCAGACCCAACUCGUUUGAGACAGAUCCGGUUGAGAGGGUCUCUCCUGCAGAUGUCCCAGAGAAGGAUUCUCUGAACAAGCCCAGCACAGAUGGACCAGCGGGGAUACCAGACACUUACCACGAAAAAAUACCCCAACCCAGCAGUUCUGAGUACGGAAAACCAAGAAAUGAGCAAAGCAGCAAUGGCACAGUUAGUGCCAACUCCACACCUGUCCACCAGUCUCGUCUCGUUCGUCAAAGCAACAUCCAGGUUCCUGAGAUCCUGGUGACGGAAGACUCUGACAAGGAGCACGAGACGCAGCCUGCCGAGCCAGCAGACAAGCCCGCAGACCAGUUCAGCUGGCCUCAGAGGAGCGAGAGUCUGUCGAAGUUACCCGCUGAGAAACUUCCCCCAAAAAAGAAAAGAAUCCGCUUGGCUCAGAUGGACCAUUCCUCUGGUGAGUCCAGCUUUGAGUCCAGCCUGUCCCGUAGUCUCAGCAGGGACAGCAGUCUCUCUCUGUGCUCCAGCAUCUCUUUCGACAGAGAUGAGCCAUCCCGAUCUGAGAGUCCAUCCAGAGCAGAAGGUCCAGCUAAAAUCCCAGAUACUCAGAGUCUUCCACCAACCUUUAACACCCUUGGAGUGCCUGGGUUGAUGAGGCGAGCCGCCUCGGAGCAGAUCACCUGCACGCAGCCCUCCGUGGAGAUCUCUUCUGAUUACCGUAGCAAGUCGUUUGACUGUGGCAACGUGACUCCUAGUAGAUCCCUGUCCCCUGUUGGUCAACCAAAGACUGGGCAAGUCUCCCAGGUGCCAUUAAUUGAGAGGAGGCGGGGCCCUUUGGUUCGGCAGAUGUCUUUAAAGAUUGGUCCGGAGAGCCAGCAGCCGGUUCGUAAAGCUGUGGUUUCGUCAGACAAACCUCCCGUCACCGUCGGCUCUUUCACUCACAACCGAUCCCAGCAGAUUCACAUCGCCAGCAGGUGUUCUGUAACCCGGCCUCCCGGCCUCAACGGGGCAGAGCUACCGCUGCAAAAGAACGAGCAAAUGGUGCAAAGCAUCAACCUGGGAAGUCCGACUCAACAGCCUCCAGUCCACGGUCUUCCACACCCGUGGCAUCAAACAUCAAGGGUUAAGGUGUGCCAACAGACCAAACCGACGCUCGGCCAGAUCUCAGCGUCUUGUGAAAAAAGCCAAAACAAACCAGGUAGCUUAGAUGAAAACUGUUUUGUGCCCAAAUACCAACUCCAGUGUCCCCUGAAAAGCAGCCAAACAUUUUCCUUCUCCUGCACACAGGGAACUCAGAUAGCUUUGCCAAUUUUAACUAUUCCAAUCGCCACUCCCAUUCUGAGCAUUUCCAAACCCUCAGACAUGGUCCAGAGCCUCUUUGUAGGUGGUCAGCCAGCCCCCAACAUUAAAACUCAAACUGUUGUUUUAUCAGGUGAACAGCAACUUGAUCAGAGCCAAUCAGCUCCACUGCCACAGAUCCUCAUCACUCACGAGCAGAUGCACCUUACCUCCUUAUCCAACAAAAACGGCCCGGCGUCCUCGCACAGCGUGGAUGCUGACACUCAGACUGCACCAACGGUGAGGAAGGAUGGCGUCCACCAUGCAGCAGAGCAGAUUCCUUCUUUCUGCACCCAGAAACUGGCCUCGGUGACACUCUGCCCCCAGCAGGAACCCACAGCUUCCAGUAAACGCAUGCUGUCCCCGGCCAACAGUUUGGACAUUUACAUGGAGAAGCACCAGAAACGGGCCAAAGACGAGCACGGAGUGGCCUGUCUUACAGACGGGAGGUCCCUCGGCUAUCUCAAUUCAAAGAUGUCAGAGGUGACGCGUCAACGGAAACUGAUGCUCGUCAGGCAGGUCUGCACGACCGAGCCGGCGGACAGUCCCAUCGAGACGGAGGCACCGCCUCUGCCGGAUGUCAAAGCCAACUCGGAGAAGGACUCGGAGACCGCCGAGGAGGCAAAGCCCAUGUCCCCUGAUGGUGCUGGGCCGGACAAAGAGACAGGAACAGUUAUUCAGGAGGGAUCCGGUCCAGUCCUGAACCCUGCAGCCGGUGCUCAGGAAGCCUCCAACACUCUGAAGCCUCAGGAGAAAACUGAGGAGCAGAGGUGGACUCCAACCAAAUCCCUGAUCCGGCCUUCCAGUUUCCACGUCAGCCAGGUGAAACUGACCACCUCUGUGUCUGUGGUGAACACCAAGGACACCCACCGCCUGUCCUUCCCCAGCCUGAAGACCACCACCACCUUCACCUGGUGCUUCCUGCUGAAGAGGAAGCCUCUUCAUGUGCCACAGACUGACCUGAAGACCUCAGCAUACAAGGUCUGGACCGUCAGUCCCAACAACCCUAACCCCCUGGGCUUGCCCACCAAGGUGGUCAUGUCUCUGUUCAACUCCAAGCAAAGCUCCAAGAAGAUCCACUACACCUCCGCCAUAAGAACUGGCGGCAAGUCAGACAUCUUGUCGUACUCGGGCAAGCUGAAGGACGUCAUGCCCAAGCAGCUUCCAAUAACCCAGAAGUCUGUUUCACCACAAACCAGAAGUAAACUGCAACCAGAAGCUCAGACCAGCAACGACUCAGACAAAGACGUGACGCCGUCCGCAGAACCACGGAGAGUCAAAAUAUUCGACGGCGGGUACAAAUCUAACGAGGAGUACGUGUACGUCCGCGGCCGGGGCCGAGGAAAAUACAUCUGUGAGGAGUGCGGCAUCCGCUGCAAGAAGCCCAGCAUGCUGCGCAAACACAUCCGGACCCACUCCGACGUCCGGCCCUACCACUGCGUGCACUGCAACUUCUCCUUCAAGACCAAAGGGAACCUCACCAAGCACAUGAAGUCCAAGGCCCACAGUAAGAAGUGCCUGGAGAUGGGGGUUUCUGAGGGACUGGUGGAGGACCAGGACGCAGAGGACUCAGGAGACCACAGUCACCUGAGCAGCGUGGACCGUCAGGACUCAGACGGGGACGACUCGGACAGUCCUGUCGAUGAAGACGAUGAGGAAGAGGAGGACAGCCAGGCCGAGUCGGGCCUGUCCACCAACCCGUCGGUGUCUGCCAGUCCUCAGCACAUGUCCUCCAAAGAGACGGACGUCCCACCCAGCGCGCUGCUGGCCCAGAUGUCCAUCAGCUCCCUGUCCCUGCUGCCGUCCCGGCCUCCGGAACCCCUGACCUCAGACUCUGUCCCCGCAGUGAGCCCCGUGUCCCGGUGCAGUCCAGCCCCCCUCCCCACCUUCGACUCCUACCCCUCGGACCCAGAGUCGGUCCAUAUGAUGAGCCCCGUGUCCCCCUGCAGGCAGAUGUCCAUCGACUACCCAGACUUUGAGGGUCCUCUUAGCCCCCCAGUGUCAAACAAGACCUCUAAGCCAGUCCAGGAAGGUCCUGUUGCCCCUGCAGGGACCUCAGAGUCCAGCACCCCGGUGGAUCGCAGCACUCAGACCUCCUCGUACCUGGCCCCCCCGCAGGAAGCCUCACCUGCAGCCGAGGCCCACCUGUUCAGUCACCUGCCGCUGCACUCGCAGCAGCCGGCCCGCUCCGCCUACAGCAUGGUGCCGGUUGGGGGGAUCCAGCUGGUCCCUGCGGGACUGGCCACCUUCGUCCCGAUCCAGGCCGGUCCGGUCCAGCUCACCAUCCCGGCCGUGGGUGUGAUCCACCGGAACUCGAGCCCYCUGCCGCCCCCCAGCACCUCGUCUCAUCAGGACGGCCUGCAGGUCCAGGAGCCCCUCAGCAGCGUCCUGCCCUGCUUCCCUCUGGGCCAGGUGGGUCUGCAGACCCAGACCCUGCAGCCGCUGGGCCUGGAGACCCUCAACCUGAUGGGGCUGACCAACACGGGCCUGCUGCCCCCCCAGGGCCUCACGCUCAAYGCCGCCGUGGGACUACAGGUCCUGGCUGCCAGCCCCACCUCCCAAAGCGGACCCCAGAUCCCGGGUCUGCAGAUCGUGAACAUCGCCCUGCCGGCCCUGAUCCCGUCCCUCAGCCCCCUGUCCACGCUCAGUCCUCUGCUGGGCCCCUCGGACCGGCAGGGCAGCCCCGAGGCCCCGGGGGUCCAGACGCCUCGGACUGACCGUGGUUCCGUCUCUCCGGAGCUGAAGGAGGGUCCGACCCCCCAGCAGCAUCCAAAGACGAGCGGUCCCAAAGAGCCCGCCCCUGAGCCCCCCGCCCCCGAGCCGGCGCCGCCGCCCGGCAGCUGGCAGACCGCCGACAACGAGGCGUCGAGCGACGACGAAGACCGCCUGGUCAUCGCCACCUGAGCAGCUCUUCUUCUCCUCUUUAAUUCUCGUCACUUUGAAAACAGACUUGGGGGGUUUUUAUCUCUCAGCCAAUCAGCUUCCAGAGCACAGAUGUGGUCCCGUGCAAUCCUUUCAGUUCCUGUUUGUAAAUGUUGUAAAGACAGUCGUGCCUUUUUCAGCUUUCUUUUGGUUUCUCUUCAURAUGUAAAUAAUUCUGUGGUUGUUGGCGUGAAGAACAUAAAAACACGGAGCUUUUAUUUUGGAGGGUUCGUCUGGUGACUUCCUGGAAUCUAAAUGUUGUGCGUGCGAGCGUUUCUGUGGACGGUGGAGCAGCGUGUGUUUGUACAGCUGUUGUUCAGUUAUUUAUUCCAGUCCACAGGUUUGUGCAUCACAGUAGCUUUAUUUGCUGUAUUAUGAAUUAUUCUGAGCUGUAUCAGUAAACAUUUGUUUAUGAAACUUUCA